Messenger RNA from Hevea brasiliensis (rubber tree), 882 nucleotides. Its product is annotated as RING-H2 finger protein ATL70-like. NCBI's taxonomy places the organism in Eukaryota, Viridiplantae, Streptophyta, Magnoliopsida, Malpighiales, Euphorbiaceae. The coding region runs from base 151 to 681 and encodes 176 amino acids. The transcript has a single exon. The record is from RefSeq and is a predicted model, not a curated record.
GUUCUCUUUCUCUAUCUCAUAUUACCGUUGACUUUUUAUAUUAGACUUUUGAACACUUUCAUUUCUCUUAAUUCCCAUAGCUAUGGCUCACCAUAUCAUUUCUUUAGUCUCAUCCCAUUCCAAUUCUUGCAGCUAUUGCUUUGAUUUCUUAUGGAUAUGAAUAGCACAGAUGGGUCUGGAGGAGGAGGAGGAGGAGGAGGGUUUCUUGGUUCUAAUAGUAACAUUGGUGGAUUUGGUUAUGGCAUAGGAGUUUCCAUUGGCAUCCUCUUGCUCAUCACAACCAUCACCUUAGCUUCCUACUUCUGCGCUAGAACAACCCAGCAAUCACCUGUGUCCAACCAAAGAGGGGAUAGAGAAGAGCCAUUUGAGCUGCAGAAUAUUGUGACGGAUGUAGGGCUCGAUGAGGCCACUCUGAAGAGCUAUCCUAAGCUGUUGUAUUCUGAGGCAAAGCUUCACAAGGCAGAUUCCACUUCUACUUGCUGCUCUAUAUGCUUGGCGGAAUACAAGAACACUGAUAUGCUCCGCCUGUUGCCGGACUGCGGCCAUCUCUUCCACCUCAAAUGUGUUGACCCGUGGCUGCGUCUGCACCCUACUUGUCCAGUUUGCAGAACUUCUCCAUUGCCUACUCCUCUCUCAACCCCUCUUGCUGAGGUGGUUCCAUUGGCAAGCAGGAGCGGUUAACAGAUACAUACCAGGAAACAAAAUUCAGGGUCGUCUUCUCAAGCCAUCUCUCUGCAGUACUCACAUCUCCAUGGAUCGGCUUCACCUGUUUACAGAGCUGUUUCUUUGAUGUAAUUCCUUUCUAUUCUUUAUCUUGAAAAAAUGAUGAAUUUGUAUGUCACACUCCAUGAUUGAAAUAGAUAUACAUACAUGUGCAGAUUA